CACUUGUCUCAUACACCUUCAGCUACAACAGUGGGCAACGGAGGUCAGAGAGAAGCAUGGAUACCUGGAAGAUGCAAAUUCCUGUAGAGAUGACGCACCCGUCACAAACAACGUCAACAAGCUGGAACCUUCUAGAAAAUGCUUCUGAAGAUGUGGCUUCUGUCUUUACUGGGUGCAGCAUUGCUGCUCACCCUGGCAGCCUCUCAGAACACAGGGCAGGAAGAGAACUGUUUGAUGGAUUCAUCUUCAGGAUGUUCCUAUGCAAGAGCCCCGCAGUACCUGAUCAUUGCACCAAACCGCAUCAGAUCAAACCAGGUCUUUCAUGUCUUUGUCUCAAUCUUGAAAAUGGAGUAUGGGCAGGAUGCAGUCUAUGUACAUGUGUCCAUUAUCAAGGACAAUGUUGAGUUUGCCAAUAGUGCUUUGCGCUUUGAGCGACCUUCAAGCAGAAUUUUGCAGUUGCAGAUGCCUGCUAGUUCCCAACAUGGCAAGUAUCAACUUCGCGUUGAGGGACGUCUGAGGGAGUCGGAUAGUGGUAACAUUUGGCAGAAUACCACAGAUAUUCACUACUCCUCCAAGCGAGCCUCCCUGUUUCUUCAGAUGAGCAGGCCUUUGUACCGACAAGGCCAGAUGGUUCACUUCAGAGUUGUUCCGAUCCUUCCCAACAUGAUGCCAAAAUAUGGAAGCAUGAUCAUCUAUGUGGAUGAUCCAACAGGAAUACCUGUACGCAGAUGGCAAGGAGUGCAAACCAAUGCUGGAGGUAUUGUAAACUUGAACUUCCUGUUGUCGGACCAACCUAACUAUGGAGUUUGGCAUAUUCGAGUGGAUGCCUUUGGCCAUAUUUACCGGCGUCCUUUCACUGUGGAAGAGUUUUGGGAGCCUCGUUUUGAUGUAAAUGUGUCAGUGCCUGCCUACGUUAUGGAAACUCCAACGGUCAAGAUCCAUGGUGUUGUACUGGCUAAUCAAACAAGCGGACGCCCCUGUCUUGGUAACGCUUCCAUCUCAGCCUUCUUCCGACCUCGCGAGGAGAUUUGGAACGCCACCCGUGGCUGGGAGAAGCCGUGGAGAGAUGGCUACAACCGCCGGGAAGGAGUUGUGUUUGAGCGACCUCCGUAUAUCCCUGUGCGCCAUGUCCCUGUCAAGGAUUACUACAUGUACUUUGCGUAUGAGUACAGAUUCAUUGAAUAUUUUGAAGGUCGCAUUGACUUUACGUGGAGCUUGGACCAGCUUUCAAAAAUAGCAGCUCGUGGAGGUGAAACGGGAAAACUUUUGGACAGUGAAAUAGUCUUCUUUGUCAAUGUGACGGACUGGUAUUCAGGUCUCAAUCGCACAGGAUGGGCUAGCACUAUCAUGUUUAACUCCAAGAUUAAAUUGGAAUGGGUGGGAGAACCCAUCCGGACUUUCAAACCACAGUCCAUUAUGAAAGUUCAGGUUGCUGUGACAAAAUAUGACGGCACCCCAGUACGAGGUGGUGGUACAGUGACCUUGACCGAUGUGACCACACCCGCAGGCUCGGGCAUCUCUGGGCCACAGACUCGGGUACCGGUCAACGGCAUAGCAGAAUUUGAGUACACUUUAGGACAAAACACGAGGAGCAUGGUUAUAACAGCUAGGUACAGUGAUCAGCGGCAGACUUAUAGUGGGAACAGCCCUGUGUACCUAGACGAAAGUUUUGUGAGAGGGGACACAGAACCCAUCACCAUGUACGCGACCAGAUACUACUCCCCGACUAACUCCUACAUCAGUAUCAUGACCUCCACGGAUCAUCCAAAGGUGAACGAAUACAUGAUCUUCCAUGUAAAGACCAGUUACUUCGUGCCAAGGGUGUACUAUCAAAUUGUGUCCCAAAGUAACAUAAUCACUGGCGAUGAGCUGGAGAUGACAUCGAAGCAAAAGACAUUUUCCAUAGCUCUGUCUCGGGACAUGGUACCGACUGCUAGAAUCGUGGUGUUUUUCAUCAGACAACCGGAAGAAAUAGUAACAGAUGUUUUGAACUUCUUUGUGAAUGGGACCGGACAGAACCAGGUGAGGCUGGGUAUCAACCGCGGCAAAGACUUCAGCCGUGACACAAUUGAGUUUAAUGCGGAGGCUGACCCAGGCUCCUACGUGGCUUUCAGUGGAAUGUUACUUGAUCUCUACAGUCGUGGCCUUAGUGAUGGCAUCACGGAAAACAAGCUGAUUGAUGAGCUGAUGACCUACGACAACUCGGCCAACAGCAGCUACAGACAUCUGUGGAGAACAAGUGACACAGAUUACCAAUACAAAUUCUUCCAUGGACCGGACUACGGAAUUGAUGCCAACACCAGCUUCAUUAGUGCUGGUCUACUCAUUCUUACUGAUGCACGGGUGCCUCGUCUUUUCAACGAUGAAAUCUGCCGACUUCAGAACACCUACCCGUGCUUCACGGGCAUAGGAGAGGACUGCUACACUGAUGAGCACAGGUGUAACAAAAAGGUUGAUGGCUGUCCCACUGAUGGAGCUGACGAAUGGGGAUGUGUGUAUGAAGAAGACCGCACUGUUCACAAAUCUCCAUUAGACAGAGUGAGCAGAGUCAUGCGGUUUUAUGACAACAGCUCUUGGGCAUGGCAAGAAAUCUUUGUCAAGCCUGAUGGACGUGUAGACUUCCGAGUGGAUGUUCCCAAGUACCCUCUGUCCUGGGUGAUCAAUGGCUUGUCUAUUAGUCGUACUUUGGGACUUGGUAUAAUGCAAAACCCAGUCAGGUAUGAUGCAGCUCGCUACAUGUACAUCCAAGUAGAACACCCAAAACACAUCAUCAGAGGGGAACAGAUUGGUGUACGAGUCACAGUGUUCAACUACUGGUAUGAUGAUGACUAUCUAGAGGUCCUAAUCACCAUGCACCAGGGCCCUGACUCAGAGUUUGUCAUUGUGGGAGACAUGGGCUACGUCACCUCUUACACACCGACCACCCACAAAAAGGAUCAGCAGACUAUUGUCUUUUUGGAACCAGGAGAAUCCAAAGACAUCUACAUGCCUAUAAAGCCAGACAUAAACCUAGUAGAUGGCAUAAUGACCUUCAGAGUGUCUGCAACUUGCUUCAUGGAGAAAGAUGAAUAUGUUGGAAAGAUGUCUGUCAAACCUGACGGAGUGGUGAACUACUAUCAUACACCGUAUCUGGUUGAUCUGAUUCGCUAUGCCUCCAUCCAAAUGCCUCAGUUCGAUGUGGUUGUGCCUGAACAGUUCAGAAAGCCUGAAGUGCGAUACAACUUGUAUGUGCCACAGAGCCCAGUGGCUACCACCUCUCUCUUUGGGGAUGUGGUCACACCUGGCUUCUUUCAGGACUAUUUGAAUGCGGAGAAUGUGCUGUACCGUCCUUAUGGUGGUGGAGAGAUGAUCACAUUCAACUUUGCCUACAACCUGUUGACUCUCAAGUUUAUGAAAGCAUCCCAGCAGCUUUCCAAUGAUCAACUCAAACGGUCAUUAGCAGAGAUGAAUGUUGCCUUCCAGCGUAUUCUGGGAUACAUGAAUCACACUGAGGGCUCCUUCAAGAUGUUCCGAGAUGAUUCAAGACCUAGUCUGUGGUUGACAGCCUUUGUGGUAAAGACUCUCUACAAUGCCAACUACGGAGAAUGGGAACGAGAUUUGUUCAUUCCUCGAGAGUUGAUCAACAAAAUACUUAUCUACAUCUGUUCAAGGCAAAAUGAAACUGGAGCAUUUGACCCAGAGGAGAAUGAUGUCACAUAUGAUCGAAAAAUGGCGUCUGCGUCUUACAUAAAGAACGACAAACUGCGGUCUCACCCAAUACCGCUUACGUCUUAUAUCCUCAUCGCUUUGUUCGAAACGGAGGUUUCAGAGGAUGCAGCAGCUUGUGUUGACUCAGCGCGGAGGAGAGCUGUGAGCUACUUGUCAUCCAAUUUCAAUGACAUUAAAGAAGUUUUCCACAAAGCCAUAGCAACAUACGCCCUUAGUCUGAGCCAAAAUCGGCAGCCUUUCUUUGAUUUGUGGAAACUCAAGAGGAAUGACUCUGACUUUGUGUAUUUCGCGGAUCACACUGUGUAUGAAAAUCCGUCUGACUUCUUGAACAAUGUGCGCUAUUUGCUACCAAGGCAAGAGUUGAUGAACGACGCAUAUGCUGUGCAGUCGACUGCCUAUGCUCUUAUGGCUCACAUUAGCACUAAUCAACCAGAGAAAUAUGAGAGAGAAAUGAUGAUGAGCUGGUUGAAUACCAUGAGGAACAGUAUUGGAGGCUUUACCUCCACUCAGGACACCAUCCUGGCCAUGGAGGCGCUGUUUAUGUUCACUCAAGUGGACGCUCACCGGAAUGUCUUUGACGUUGUCACCACAGUGGAGGCCACUUCCUCUCCGUCGUGGUCAAAGACCAUGACUCUGAAGAAACUGGAUUAUGUCAAACUGUUUAAAGCCAAUCUACCAUCUAACAAAGUGUUCGGCUUCACCGUCCCAGUGUCACAGGGGACAGGAAGAUCUGUGUUUCAGUUGACAACCACCUUUAAUGUGGAGUACCCCUUCCUGCUGAAACUGCCGCAGCGUGUGGACAAUGACCCCUUCAAGGAUCCCAUCAAGUUCUUUGAUCUCAUCGUGGAGGAGCAGUACUUCAGUGGAAGGAAUGACUCUAUCAUGGAGAUGACUAACUGUGUCAGCUGGCUAUUUACCGAGAAGAGCUUGACCUCUGGCCUUGCAGUGCUGGAGGUGGACAUCCCUACAGGUUAUAUUGUGAUGAACGACACUCUGCGAGACUACGUCCAGUCUGGACUGGUGCCCAAUCUGAGGAGAGCGGAGUUUUAUGGGCGGAAGGUUGUCUUCUAUUUUGACUACUUGGAUGAAAGUAAGACUUGUGUGUACUUCCGAGCGGACAGAUGGUAUCCUGUUGCCAAUGCUACCAUACAGCACAGAGUGAGAGUGUAUGACUACUAUGAACCAGGCAUGCACAACACUACAAUGUACACGACGCGGAAUCUGUUUCUGAUGAAUAUUUGUUUUGUGUGCGGCUCCUACCAGUGCCCGUACUGCCCCUACUUCAACGCAGCGAAUAUCGCACAAGCUGGAGCCAGCAUUGCUUUGUUCCUGUUAUCUGUCUUUAUUGUUCAGAGGUUGUUACUUCGAGCUAGGUAGUCCCUCCUUUCAUUUGUUUGUUGCAUUUCUCAAAGCAUUCUAUCCUUUCUACAACCACCAGUUCUUAGAAGUCUUAUCAUUUUAGUCUAUCCUUUCACUAUUCUGACUCAAUGCUCAAUCUGGAAUAUUCUAUUCUUUUUUCUUUCUUGUCUCUCAUUCCAUCGUAAAACUGCAUCAUCCUGUUGUAAUGUCUUUGUGAUGUCGCUAAAACAUUCCAUUGUUCCAUCCUUUCUGCCUUUGGCAGAUUGUGGUCUACUGUAAUUCUAAGUGCCCUUCACCAUUUGUUUUGUACCAUAACUCUGUUACUGGAGGUUUCACUUGCUGUUUCACUACAGUUACUACACUUGCAUCUGGAAAUCGUUCCUAACCUUUUUCGGUUUUACAGAGAGUGUGACAGGGGACUUCCAUAAAAUUGUGGCAUGACUUUUUUUCUCUAGAUCUGAACUUGUUUUCACUUUUGUACCGUGGUAGUAUGUUGCUGUAGUAUAUUCAAGGAAAAUUGUUUGAAGAUUCACGGCGUUUGUAUCAGUAUGUUCUACUCUAUUGAUCCAGACCAAAGUACAUACUGCCAAGGUUUAUUGUAUCCUCUACUCAUUGCAUUCCAUAGAAUAUCUUUCUCUUUCUUUAUGAUGAAAUGUUGAAAUUCUAUGUGCCACUGUUCCAUGAUAUAGUUGAAUUUUUCGCUACUCCAAUGUUUGAAUGCAAGCCUUCUCUCCAAGGCUGUCACCUUAGGCAUUCGGCAAUGUCCCAAGAAUUGAUAUCAUAACUACAGCUGAAACCAUUUUUUUUACAACAAGGAGUAUAUAUAAAUUAACAUAUUUAAUAUUACAACUUCUGCCAUAUUUGCCCGUGGCAUAAUAUAACAAACUUUUGAAGUCAGAUUUAUUGAAUAUUUUUAUGCUCCUGAGAUUUCAGUUAGCUGAGCUGAAGAGUAAAACUUGGAUUAAUUUUUUUUUUUUAUAGUAGUAAGAAAUGAAAUGCAAACUCCCUGAUGAUAGACUUUUAUUUAGAGAUGAUUAAUCCGGUUUAACCCUGUCAAAGAAUUAACGAUGAUUAUACUAGCAUGGAAUAUGGAUGAUUGAGUGAAUGAUUGCCACUGACCAGGUUUAAUUUUUUAAACUUUCUAUGUGAUGAUGUUGUUCUCCAUAUGACUUGUUGUCCCUCGAUGCAAAGCUAGGCAGCUUAAUUAAAUGUACUAUUGUCUAAAAGUGGGCUUUUCAUUCUUGGGUAAAUAGAAUGCAUCGCAGCACUUCAGUGUGUAUCAUCACAUUGCCACGGUCAAGAAUCUGACCCCAGUAGAAUUGAUUUAUGUUGGGCCCUCAAGAGUUGGUCACAGCAUAUUACGCCCUUUACUCUUUCACUGUAGAGAAGAUUUGCUUGCCUUAGACUGCUGUAUACAUGCUGCUGACAAAAUUAAUAUAAGACCUACGAAGACUCAUGAAAGCAGAGCAUAUAUCAACUUUAGCUGAUGUAGGAUUUUAUUAGUUCACCUGGUGGAAAGGGUAUUAAUUAUUGUUUUUCUACGACAAGCUCCAGUGUAUUAGAGCCAUCUGUUAGCCUUUUUUCUACCUGAGAUUAAAUCCACAAUCUGCUGAUGGAGGAUGCAGUAGCCUACUUAAGACUUGCUGAAAUUAUUUCAGAGCCAGCAAAUCUUCUUUUACACAUAUAACCUCAGUGAAAUGAGCUAGUUAUACCAGUUGCAAAAGUUCAUGUUGGACAUACAGUUCAAGAACCGGUCAGUUUGACAGCGACUUAGUUUUAGACUCUACAAUAGUAAACAGUCAUCUUAAGAAUUAGUGAGUGAAAAUACUCUUUGUGAAAUGUAUUAUUAUUAGACAUAAUGACAGCAGUUUUAUGAAAACAGUACUCAAGAGAGAACAAUGGUCAUUGCAAGUAUGUUUGAAUUACACACAGAGUAUUUUGUGUCCUUCACCUGUUAUUUUUGGUGUUCAAGAUGUCAUUUAUGUUCAGCCUUCGUACAGAGUAUUUUUCUCUUCAUCGUGCAUUGUUUUGGUGUUCAAAAGACCAACUUUCAAAAUUAAAGAGUUCCUGUCUGUUCGUAGUCAACCCUAUUUAGUUAUUUAGUUUUUUGGUAUGUGGACAUUUUUUUGUAUUAAUCGUUCAUAUCAUAACUUAGACACAGUAGAGGAAUAGUGUAUUGUUUUUCCAGUGCCAAAUUUAUUGCACCAAGUUCUGUCAAUUCCAAAUAAAUUUCUUUUUUUUUUUAACAUUAAAAAAGUAUUCCUUCUUAUACAUUCGGUCAUUUCGCCCAAAAACGGUGAACAAUUCUCGAAGAGCUCAGGUUUCAACGUUGAGAGUGAACCAUUUUACAUAUCUUGUAUAUAAAAAUAUAUGCUUUCAUGUCCUAAUUGGUAGUUUCUAGACAAGUAAAUAUGCCUUAGAAAUCAGAGUGUGUAAUUAUUUUCAGCGCCAUCAUCUCCUUUUUUCAUCCUUCCUGCCCCUCAUCCCUUCUCAUUUUCUCAUGUUAAGUUGCGAGUACUGAAUGCAUAUAUGGCUGAUCAUUUUUUGAUUCCUCAUUCUUUCAUUGCCUACUGCAAAGUGAUUUGUUCAGUGUACUCGAUCCGUCUCUGUAAAAUAUGUAGGCAAACUUGAUCAUAAGCAUUGUGAAUAAACAUAUUUUUUCUUGUUCUUUUUUUGUUUUUGUACUGAAAUUGCGCAAGAGCCUGAGCUCACUGACUGUACUUGAUUAUGAGCGGGAGAGAAAUGUCCAUUGAGAAUGAUUGAUGACGAGUGUAAGAAGAGGAAUUCCAAAGAUGUUAUGUACAAAAUGAGUAUCUCAGCAGUCGCAAUCUAUAUUGAAUAC
Aplysia californica (California sea hare) is the source of this 7909-nucleotide messenger RNA. Its product is annotated as alpha-1-inhibitor 3. The transcript has 37 exons. The record is from RefSeq and is a predicted model, not a curated record. Gene Ontology annotation, cellular component: extracellular region. The coding region runs from base 139 to 5085 and encodes 1648 amino acids. Gene Ontology annotation, molecular function: endopeptidase inhibitor activity. NCBI's taxonomy places the organism in Eukaryota, Metazoa, Mollusca, Gastropoda, Aplysiida, Aplysiidae.